Messenger RNA from Aedes albopictus (Asian tiger mosquito), 733 nucleotides. RefSeq lists its product as uncharacterized. Lineage: Eukaryota; Metazoa; Arthropoda; Insecta; Diptera; Culicidae. The record is from RefSeq and is a predicted model, not a curated record. The transcript is spliced from 2 exons. The coding region runs from base 253 to 510 and encodes 85 amino acids.
GGACACUUCGAUAGGAUUGACUGGCCAAUUUCCGACUUUGAUUGCCAAGGGAUUAAGUUUAUUGAUCGUUCACCUGUUUACGGGCACAUCCUGUACUGUGGAUUGCGGCGGCUUAUCGUUAUCUCUCAUGUAACUUGAUUGCCGAUUGGAAAUUGAUUUGAAAUAGAUUGACCGAAGGUGUCUCGUACCGCAAAGCGAUCCCAGCCGUGGACGAAGGAAGUCAACAGCGUGAUUCUACUUGUGGCAUUGAAAAUGAAGAUUCUGUUUGUGAUUUCUGGAAUUUUGCUAGUGGCUUUGGCCGUGCAAGGUCGACCAGCAUGUGAAGAGUGUGACGAUGAAGUCCCACUGGCUGUUCCGGAUGAGAAUGUACUGAAAGUGGUUAAGAUUCAACCAAUGAAACCAGAUGACUCAAACGUUCAAGAGAUUAACAUCAUUGACGCUCCUGUUGUUUGCCCGGAGGGCCAGAAGCCAGAUCAUAAUGGAAAGUGCCGCCCAGUGUGGAACGGAUAGGGGUAACGUCUGCGGAACCUAAGACGUAGAAUGUACCUAAAUCGUUAUCAGUAUUGUUUUGCUGUUUGCUUGCCACUUGCUAGUUUACAACUUCCUGUGAAUGUACCGAUGCUGAUUGCACCUGAAUAGUGCAAUUGAAGUGAUAAUUUUAUCAAAAAUAUAUACGUUCAAAGAAGCAUUUAAGUUUACUUCCUGAAUAAAAUGCAUUACAUUUAUACAGAAA